Sphaeramia orbicularis (orbiculate cardinalfish) is the source of this 3701-nucleotide messenger RNA. It is a transcript of the gene spon1a, whose product is annotated as spondin 1a. Bases 513 to 2936 code for a protein of 807 amino acids. The record is from RefSeq and is a predicted model, not a curated record. Gene Ontology annotation, cellular component: extracellular matrix. Gene Ontology annotation, biological process: cell adhesion. Lineage: Eukaryota; Metazoa; Chordata; Actinopteri; Kurtiformes; Apogonidae. The transcript has 16 exons.
GCCUCCUCUCAGCACUCAUUGGUAGGAAUGUUAAGUCUUUGUUCUCAGUCUGGUCUGGUGGUUUAGAAUAUUCUUCAUCUUCUAAGUGUGUAAGGAGAAAAAAACAAAAAAAAAAGAACACAACAAACACCAAAGCUGAGGACUUGGAGACAGACGCUCAACGCGCAUUGCUCGCUUGGCCAUUUCUCCGGACCCCUGCUCUCCGGCUCAGUGUGACGAUCAGCGCAGUGUGCAGUUCUCCUACAGCGAGAACACAGCACAUCCCAGCAGCACCUCUUCACAUCUUUGUCUUUCAUUCACAUCAGGAUGGAUUUACCCUCCUAGCAGAACAGAAGUCUACUUCAGCGCUUGGCAACUUUGGUCCGCGCGUAUGCGUAAAACUGGGAUUAAAUAAAUAGACUCUUCUCCCCCCCCUCACACACACUCAUACACUCACACACACACACACUCACACACACUCCAGACAACAUUUCUUUUCUUUCCUUCGCAGCAGCUUUUGCACAAGUGUCUUCAUGAUGACAGCAGCCGGGAUACACGCACCCCUUGCGCUGCUGCUUUGCUUCAUCUCCUCCGCAGCCUGUAAUAUGUUUGCGUUUACGGAGGAGCCGUCUGAGCGAGCCGGGAAGGCGGACGGGUACUGUAGUCGGAUAUUACGGGCUCAGAGCAAUCGGAAAGAGGGCAGCACCGAGUUUCGCCUCCGCGUUGAGGGAGACCCUGAGAGCUAUCAGCCGGGCAGCACAUACAGAGUGACUCUGAUUGCAUCCAGCCCCUCCUAUUUCAGAGGGUUCACACUUAUUGCCCUGAAGGAGGGCACGGAAGGAGACAAGGACGAGGACUACAUUGGAAAUUUCCAGAUAAUUGAUGAGGAGGAAACACAAUUUAUGACCAAUUGCCCUCCUGCAGUAACAGAGAGCACCCCUCGCAGACGCACCAGCAUCCAGGUGUUUUGGACGGCGCCCCCUAGUGGUUCUGGCUGUGUCUUCCUCAAGGCAAGCAUUGUACAGAAGAGGAUCAUUUAUUUCCAGGAUGAAGGCUCUCUUACCAAGAGAAUGUGUGAGAGAGAGUCGCUGUAUGGAGAAGCUACAGAUAAACCUCUGCUCGACUGCUGUGCCUGUGGAACUGCCAAAUACAGAGUCACCUUCUACGGGAACUGGUCAGAGAAGAUUCAUCCCAAAGACUAUCCCCGUCGUGCCAACCAUUGGUCAGCCAUCAUUGGUGCAUCCCACUCUAAGAACUAUGUUCUGUGGGAAUAUGGUGGCCUUGCCAGUGAAGGGGUUAAACAGGUAGCUGAGCUGGGCUCCCCGGUGAAGAUGGAGGAAGAAAUCAGACAGAAGGGUGAUGAUGUCCUAACAGUGAUCAAAAUGAAAGCACAGUGGCCAGCCUGGCAACCACUUAAUGUGCGUGCUGCACCCUCAGCUGAAUUCUCAGUGGACCGGACCCGUCACCUUAUGUCCUUUUUGACCAUGCUGGGGCCCAGUCCGGAUUGGAAUGUGGGUCUGUCUGCUGAGGACCUGUGCACAAAGGAGUGUGGAUGGGCCCAGAAGGUAGUCCAGGACCUUAUUCCUUGGGAUGCAGGCACUGACAGUGGGGUGUCAUACGAGUCUCCCAACAAGCCCUCAGCGCCCCAGGACAAGAUCCGUCCUUUAACCAGCCUUGAUCAUCCACAAAGCCCAUUUUAUGAUCCUGAGGGGGGCGCUAUCACUCCUGUGGCUAGAGUGGUGGUGGAGAGAAUAGCCAGAAAGGGUGAACAGUGCAACAUCGUUCCAGACAAUGUUGACGACAUUGUAGCAGAUAUUGCCCAGGAGGAGAAAGAGGAAGAUGAUACGCCAGAGACUUGUAUCUACUCUAACUGGUCUCCGUGGUCGGCCUGCAGUUCAGCCACAUGUGAAAAGGGCAAGAGGAUGAGACAGAGAAUGCUCAAGGCCCAACUGGAUCUGAGCGUGCCCUGCCCACAUACCCAGGAUUUUGAGCCUUGCAUGGGGCCUGGAUGCAGUGAUGAGGAUGCAUCAACCUGUAUGAUGUCAGAGUGGAUCACCUGGUCUCCAUGCAGUCUGUCCUGUGGGAUGGGUACACGAUCUCGGGAGCGUUAUGUAAAGCAGUUUCCUGAUGAUGGCUCAGUUUGCACACUCCCCACAGAGGAGACUGAAAAUUGCGUUGUCAACGAGGAAUGCUCUCCUAGUAGUUGCCUGGUUACAGAAUGGGGCGAAUGGGAUGUCUGCAGUGCCACUUGCGGUCUUGGCAUGAAAAGGAGAGAGCGCAUGGUGAAGAUGCCUCCUGCCGAUGGCUCGAUUUGUGGAACAGAGGUGCUCGAAGUGGAGAAGUGUAUGAUGCCAGAAUGUCACACUAUCCCCUGCAUGCUGACUCCGUGGUCUGACUGGAGUGACUGCAGUGUUACAUGUGGGAAGGGUCUAAGGACACGGCAGCGCAUGCUAAAGUCUCCUGUGGAACUGGGAGAGUGCACAGAGGAGUUAGAACAGGUGGAAAAGUGCAUGCUACCAGAAUGCCCCAUAGACUGUAUAAUGUCAGAAUGGAGUGAAUGGUCAGAGUGUAAUAAGUCCUGUGGGAAGGGUCAUACUAUCCGGACACGCAUGGUGAAGCUGGAGCCACAGUUUGGAGGAGACCCCUGUUCCGAAACCAUCCAGAGGAAGAAAUGUAAGAUCAGGAAGUGCAGCCGAGGACAAGCCAACAGUGACGAGAAGAAACGGCGCAAGGAGCAGCGUGAGAAGAGAAGGAGCAAGCAAGGUCGGACUGAGGUCGCCUCAGAGCAUCCAGGGUGCAAGAUGAGACCAUGGUCGAGUUGGACAGAAUGCACGAAGAUGUGCGGUGGGGGAAUCCAAGAGCGGCUCAUGACGGUGAAACAGAAGUUUAAGACCACUCAAUUGUCCAGCUGCAAGGACAGGAAGGAGAUCAGGGCUUGUAAUGUGCACCCGUGCUAGGAUGUAGAAAGAGGAAACAGGGGUGGUAUGGAAAGGACAGCGGGUGUGGGAUGACAGUGGCAACGGGAUAGGACACGGCACACUGUCACAAAAUGAUCCAAUGCACUCCGUCUAGAGCUGGAACUGCACAUACUCGAAUCACUAUGGGUUAAAUCCAGAGCCUGUUUGAUGUUUAAGGGAAUUCUAAAGGAUCUCAUCAAGACAUGGUGAAGUAAAAAAAAAAUACUCUGGAUUUACACCAGGCUGAUUCUUCUGUGCUUUCAAACAAGCUCUGAAACACAUAUGACAACUUUUGCAAGAUUACUGUAAAUUCGUUGUGGUAUAAUAUAUCUCAAAAAAUAAACUUAUGAACUAUAAAUUGAUUUAAUAAAAUACAGAACUGUUAUAUCUUGUGGUAUGCUUAAUUAGUACAGUAUAUUCCAGAUUUCAAAGCACAGGUGCCGAGCCAUUCCAGUAUUUUCUAUGCCUUCAAUUGUUCUGUUGUUUUUAGGACACAAAAUGCCCAGUUGAAUUUUUACCCAGCUAUAUUGUUGUACAUGUAGAUGCACCACAGUUGAGAUCUAUAUGAUUUUGAGCAUUAUUAGAAAUUUGGUUAUUUUUUUGCUGUGUAUUUUUUGAUAAGAAUGUGUCCCAAGAUUCUUACCAAAGUCUUGUGUAGAUGUUUUCUAGAUGUCUUCACCCCCUCCUUCUUUAUCUCUGUUCCUCUAACAUAUUAAUAUUUUGGAAUAAUAUCACCUUUACAAUAAAAGUAAAUGUGACAACUUU